CGCAAUCAUCCUAUACAUAAAUGUACCUGACCGCUUGUUGUGCAUCAACAAUUACAGCAGAUGCAGUACAACAGUAAACAGACAAAAAUGGAAUCGAUUUCUCAUCUUUCGACACUGAAGGGCCCGAUCAGAUCGCUGAAAUCUGAGACAAACUUGUGCAGAUUGUUCGAGGAGGUAGUAGUCGGCAGUGCGGAAGAACCAGCGUUGAUUUUCGAAGUUCCACGCAAUGCCGAUGGAGAUUAUAUAGUGGCAAUUUGCAUGCAGCCGAGCGAUAAAUUAAUCUCAGUACUUCUGGCAAUUUGGAAAGCUGGUGCUGCCUACUUGCCUCUAGAUAUAACCCUCCCUGAUUCGCGCAUCGAGCACAUUCUUCGGGAAUCCAAGCCGGCUUUGGUGAUCUAUGAGAAUAAGGACGAGAGCUUCGGUGCUGUAUUUGCGUUUUCUGCGAAUGAACUGUUCUGUUUAUCUCAGAAGUAUGAUUCGGAAAACCUAGAGGAUCGUUUGACUUUCGAAAAAGAUGAUUUGGCCAUCGUUCUAUACACAUCAGGAAGCACGGGAGUGCCCAAGGGCGUUCGUCUUCCACACAACGUGCUCCUUAACAGACUUCAAUGGCAGUUCAAGGCCUUCCCAUAUAGCAGAACUGAGCAAGUGGGCAUCUUCAAGACGGCCUUAACCUUCGUCGACAGCGUAUCCGAAAUAUGGGGCCCGCUCCUCAACGGUCUAUCCAUUUUGGUGGUGAAGAAAGAAAACACUAAUGAUCCUGAAAAAAUGGUCGCCUUAUUGGAAAAAUAUCAAAUCGAACGCCUGGUCUUAGUCCCAACCCUUUUAAGAUCAUUGCUCAUGUUCCUCGAGUUGAAGAAGGAUAAAAAUGCUUUGAGCAAUCUCAAGAUAUGGGUGUGUUCUGGUGAAACCCUCUCGGUAUCUUUGGCAGAAGAUUUUUUUAAGUACUUCCCCGAAAAUUCUGAGCGCAAGCUGUGCAACUUUUACGGAAGCACUGAAAUUAUGGGUGACGUUUCUUUUCACGUUAUUGGAAGCAGGAGUCAGUUGAAGCACGAGACCAAGGUGCCAAUAGGUGGGCCGGUAGACAAUACCAUCCUCUACCUGUUAGAUAGGAAUUAUAGGCCAGUAACAGCCGGGGACGUGGGUGAGCUUUUCGUAUCUGGCUAUAAUUUAGCCGCAGGUUAUGUAAACGGCAGAGACCCGGAGAAGUUUAUUGAUAAUCCAUUGGCAAUCGAUCCGAUGUUUUCGAGGUUGUUCCGCACAGGAGAUUUUGCGCGCAUCGAGAAUGGCUGUCUUCAGUAUGAAGGAAGAACUGAUUCGCAGGUGAAGAUCAGAGGCCAUCGAGUGGAUCUAUCCGAAGUGGAAAAAGCCGUCUCAUCCAUCGAGGGCGUUGAUAAAUGCGUGGCUCUAUGCUACAAACCUGGUGAGAUGAAGCAAGCUUUAUUAGCUUUCGUCACCACGGAGGCUUCGAUGAGCGAGAACCAAAUCGAAUCCAUGCUGAAAGAAGUUUUAAUAAGUUACAUGGUACCGCAAGUAAUCCAAUUGGAAUCAAUUCCGCUCUUGGUCAGCGGAAAAAUUGACAAACAAUCCUUGUUAAAAGGCUAUGAAAAUACCAAUAAGGAUGAUGACUCCCACUUCGAGGCUGAAAUUGAUUACUCAGGAGUAACGAGGGAUAAAAUGCCGGCUGCUAAAGUACUCUUCGAAACCGUAGCUUCUGUGUUAGGUCGUUCCGCGCGGUCCACCAUCAGCAUUAACGUCAACUUCUACGAAAUCGGAGGCAACUCUUUAAACUCGAUCUUCACAAUUACUUGCCUUAACGAAGCUUCCUAUUACAUCAGCAUUAGUGAUUUUAUUGCCGCUAUGGACUUAGGCGAGGUCCUGGACAGGAUGCACCAAUCCAAAGAUAACACACUAACGAAAACAGAGCCUCCAAUCUUUAGGAUGGAAUUUUUGCAUGAUGGGAUGAAAGACGAUGUCUUGAACAUAGUUUCCACCAGUUUUUACCAAAAGGGCGAUCUCGAGCAGUGGCUCAAGCCAAACAUAUACGAAUCCGAAUACUCAAAAUUAAUAGGCAAGGUCUGGGCGCAGCUGGUCGAAAAGAAUCUCAGUUUCGCGGCUAUUUCCACUGUGACGGGAAAAGUUGUCGGCGUCUCUUUGAACUUUGAUGCGCACGAUGAACCGGAGUGGGAAAAAACCUCCAAGCUGGUUUUAAUUUUCGAAUUGUUUAAAACCAUCGAAGGUUCCGUCAGGAAUAACAAAUUGCUGACCGGAAAGGGAAAUGUCUUACAUUCGUUUUUGAUGACUACCAGUUUGUCCCUUUCGUCCAAAGAAAACGUUGCCGUGAUGACAUAUAUGGAAGAUCAAGUUAAUAUUGUAGCAAAAAAUAAGAAAUUCAAUGGAAUUCUAACUACCAACACCAGUCCUUUGACUCAACAAAUGUGCCCAAGCUUAUAUGGCUAUAAAGAAAUGUACGAUUGUCAAGUCAACACAUACGUUGCUUCCGAUAACUCGAAACCGUUUGCUCUAGCACCCGAUUCGCAAAGGGCAAUCGCCCAUUGGAAGGAGUUCUGAGAUGGAUGUUAUCCCCACCGUUCCAUUCACAUAAUUCAGUAGUUCCUAAAUUACUUAAUUUUACUGUUUUAAUGUGAUGAUUAUAAAUCGAGUCAAGAAAGAACAUGUAGAAAGUGAUU
Molecule: messenger RNA, 2687 nt
Organism: Nicrophorus vespilloides
Lineage: Eukaryota; Metazoa; Arthropoda; Insecta; Coleoptera; Silphidae
Product: tyrocidine synthase 3-like
Exons: 8
Coding region: 61-2568 (835 amino acids)
Source: RefSeq, a predicted model, not a curated record